Molecule: messenger RNA, 1542 nt
Organism: Thlaspi arvense
Lineage: Eukaryota; Viridiplantae; Streptophyta; Magnoliopsida; Brassicales; Brassicaceae
Source: the annotation of a GenBank genome assembly
AUGGGUUCUGCGAGCAAAGAGUACGAGUUUCUGAGUGAGAUUGGGUUGACUUCUCACAAUCUGGGGAGUUACGUUGGUGGCAAAUGGCAAGGAAACGGACCUGUUGUGUCCACUCUCAAUCCUGCUAACAAUCAGCCAAUUGCUGAAGUUGUUGAAGCUUCUCUGGAUGAUUACGAGACAGGGAUGAAAGCUUGCGAGGAAGCAGCUAAGAUAUGGAUGCAGGUUCCUGCUCCCAAGAGAGGUGAUAUUGUGAGACAAAUUGGGGAUGCUCUAAGAUCCAAACUUGACUAUCUUGGUCGCCUUCUUUCACUCGAAAUGGGAAAGAUCCUCGCCGAAGGAAUUGGAGAAGUUCAGGAAGUAAUUGACAUGUGUGAUUUCGCUGUUGGUUUGAGCCGACAACUCAAUGGAUCAGUCAUUCCUUCAGAACGUCCUAAUCACAUGAUGUUGGAGAUGUGGAAUCCUCUUGGCAUUGUUGGUGUUAUCACAGCAUUUAACUUUCCAUGUGCAGUUCUUGGUUGGAAUGCUUGUAUUGCACUGGUCUGCGGAAACUGUGUAGUAUGUGUUGUUGUUGCGACAAACGGUGAAGUUUUAUUACCUUUCGUGUUUGGCCUAAUUGUCAUAAUGAAUACAUAUGGUUCCACAGGAAAGGUGGGUUUAAUGGUACAACAAACAGUGAGUGCGAGAUCCGGCAAAACUUUGCUUGAACUGAGUGGAAACAACGCAAUCAUAGUCAUGGAUGAUGCUGACAUACAGUUAGCCGCUCGUUCUGUUCUGUUUGCUGCGGUUGGAACCGCUGGUCAACGUUGCACAACUUGCCGUAGGCUGCUUUUGCAUGAGAGUGUCUAUGACAAAGUACUCGAGCAGCUCAUUACUUCAUACAAACAAGUCAAAAUCGGUGAUCCUCUUGAGAAAGGGACAUUGUUAGGACCACUACAUACUCCUGAAUCCAAGAAGAACUUUGAGAAAGGAAUCGAAGUAAUCAAAUCCCAGGCAAGUACUACAAUAGUUUUCUAUGCUUUGCUGAGUAAUCAAGAACUGCUAAAAGAGUUUAAUAAACCUUCUCAACUUUCAACGAAAAACACCCUUUUGCUUCUGCAGGGCGGUAAAAUACUAACAGGAGGUAAAGCAGUCGAAGGUGAAGGAAACUUUGUGGAGCCUACGAUAAUCGAGAUAUCAUCAGAUGCUGCUGUUGUUAAAGAAGAGCUAUUUGCUCCGGUUCUAUAUGCUCUAAAGUUUAAGUCAUUUGAAGAAGCUGUUGCGAUAAACAACUCUGUUCCUCAAGGUCUAAGCAGCUCGAUAUUCACUCGUAAACCCGAAAACAUCUUCAAGUGGAUCGGACCAAUGGGAAGUGACUGUGGAAUUGUGAAUGUGAACAUACCGACAAAUGGAGCUGAGAUCGGAGGAGCGUUUGGAGGCGAGAAAGCGACUGGUGGUGGUCGUGAAGCUGGAAGCGACUCAUGGAAGCAGUAUAUGCGUCGUUCCACUUGUACGAUCAACUAUGGGAACGAAUUACCUCUAGCGCAAGGAAUCAACUUCGGUUAA